Bursaphelenchus okinawaensis is the source of this 2687-nucleotide messenger RNA. The record is from the annotation of a GenBank genome assembly. NCBI's taxonomy places the organism in Eukaryota, Metazoa, Nematoda, Chromadorea, Rhabditida, Aphelenchoididae.
AUGUUGUCGAAACGGGUGUUAAAUGUGUACUCGAAGGUCUUUCUAUCCUCAACACGGCAUUCAACAUCUUCUCCAUCUAGUUAUGUACCAGAUUCGACUAAUUUCGCUUUAAAAGUUCAAAAAAGAAUCGGAGAAACGCGAACUCAAGCUGAAUUGGGUGGAGGUAAAGCCAGAAUUGAUGCUCAGCACAAGAAAGUAAGUCCUUAUUUUACUUUUUUUAUGUUAGUUGCUUAGUUUAGGAAUAUGUGAAGUAUUUUAAUUGAAACUUUUGAGUUAUUUUCAUUUUUAUUAAAUUUGUUACCUAAAAUCAUAUAAUUUCAGGGAAAACUGACUGCUCGUGAGCGGAUUCACGUUCUGUUGGAUCCAGGAACAUUCAGAGAGUAUGACCAAUUUGUCGAACAUACCUGUACUGACUUUAACAUGCAAAAAGAAAAGGUAACAGUAGUUGAUGUUGUAGUAGAUGAUUUGUUUUAGUAUCCAGGAGACAGUGUGGUAACUGGGCAUGGUAAAAUCAGUGGAAGGACGGUUUAUGUAUUUUCACAAGAUUUUACGGUGUUUGGAGGCUCUUUUUCGAUGGCAAAUGCUAAGAAGGUAGUCAAGAUUAUGGAGGUAAGCAGGUUAUGAUGGGUGAGGUUGGGGUUAAUUUAUUUUCUAAAUUUUUUAUGUUGUAAGAGGUCGAUGUUAAAAAGAGUUCUGUAAAGCACGUUUGGCAACGUCUUGAACGUAAAUUUGGUAAAUGUUUUACUGUGUGACACUGUAAAUUGAUGUUACAGCAAGCCAUGUUGACGGGAUGCCCAGUUAUUGGUUUGAAUGAUUCUGGAGGUGCUAGAAUCCAAGAAGGCGUGGAUUCUUUGGCUGGAUAUGCUUAUGUGUUUAAGGUACGAGAUUUUUAAUUUUUUUUCAAAUUUGAACGUUGUUUCGACAUUUCAUAUUACUAAACACUGAUCUUUUAGAAGAACAUAGAAGCCUCGGGCAUAAUUCCUCAGAUUUCGAUGAUUAUGGGACCAUGUGCUGGUGGUGCUGUUUAUUCUCCAGCUUUAACUGAUUUUACUUUCAUGGUUAGAGAUACUUCGUAUCUUUUUAUUACAGGACCGGAUGUUGUCAAAGCUGUCACUAACGAAACUGUAACACAAGAGGAUCUUGGAGGUGCUAAGGUUCAUACUAAGGUAAAUAUUGCUUUUAAACCUACAUUUUUAAUUAGAAAAACAUUUUUUUUAAAUCCAGACACAUAUUUUAAAUUUCGAAAUUAAAAGAUAUUAUAAUAACUCACAUUUUUUUGUUUAAAACAAUCUUAUUAUAGGUAUCAGGUGUAGCCCACGGUGCCUUUGACAAUGACAUUGAAGCCCUGUUGAAUCUUCGCAAAUUUAUGAACUUUUUGCCAUUAAAUAACCAAGAACAGGCUCCAAUAUGCAAAUGUGACGAUCCAUGGGACAGAGAUGUACCAAAUCUGGACACGAUAGUACCACUAGACUCGAUGAAGGCGUAUGACAUGAAGGAAGUGGUACUGUCACUGGUGGACGAAGCUGAUUUCUUCGAGAUUCAACCAGAUUACGCCAAGAAUAUUUUAUGUGGUUUUGGUCGAUUUAACGGCCAGACGGUUGGAAUUGUUGGCAAUAAUCCAAAGUUUGCGGCUGGUAGGUUAUUUAAGGUAUUUGGGGAAUUUUUUGGUAAUUUUUGGUGGAAUAUAAAGGUUUGAAGGGGAAUUUUAAAGUUCAUGUUACUUUUCUUACAUUUUAAAUAUAUUAACAUGCAUAAUAAAGCUCAUAAGAUCUUUGUUUUUGAAUAUUUGAUAGUAUACUGCUUGGUUGUUGGUCAAAAUGUAUGCUUUUUGAUAUAAACCAAUUACAUUAACGUAAUUUUAAUUUUCUAAAAUUAAAAACUAACGUUUUAUUACCUAAAAUAAAAAACUAUGCAACUAAAUUUAAGUUAAAGUUCAAAUUCAACAACUUAUUUCAGGCUGUCUGGACAUAAACUCAGCGACAAAAGCAGCCCGCUUUGUACGAACCUGCGAUGCCUUCAACAUCCCAAUACUAACAUUGGUCGACGUGCCCGGCUUUCUACCAGGAACCUCACAAGAGUACGAUGGUAUCAUCAGACACGGUGCUAAGAUUCUGUACGCCUACGGGGAAGCUACAGUACCUAUGAUUACAGUAAUUACUCGCAAAGCUUAUGGAGGAGCGUACGAUGUAAUGGCAUCGAAACACCUUGGAGCUGACAUCAACUACUGCUGGCCGACAGCUGAAGUGGCAGUAAUGGGAGCAAAGGGAGCUGUCAGUAUAUUAUACAGAAGAGACGUUGAGAACCAGGCCAAGCACGAGAGGGACUACAUCGACCACUUUAGUAAUCCUUUCCCUGCUGCUACUAGAGGUAAGGUAUCUUGAUGUUGAGUUAGAUAGUUGAUGUUUAUUUGCUUUUGAUGGGUUUUCAGUAAUGUUAAGGUAGUAUAUUUGUUUAUAUUGUACUAUAGUAUAUAAACUAUAUUUUACUAUAGUAUAUUGUCCAUGGGCAUUGUAUGAUAUGGAUGAUAUAUAAAGUCAGAAAAAAUAGAAGAAACUUUGUUUCCAGGCUUCAUUGACGACAUUAUUGAACCACGCACGACUCGUCGCAAGAUAUGCCAAGAUUUAGAGUUACUGCGCAGUAAAAAAGUUGUCAAAAAGAACCGAAAGCACGGCAACAUACCACUAUAA